AGAUUUGGUUUCAUAGAGGUGUACUUCUUAUUGAUUCAUUUCUCUUAUGACUAAGAUCAUUUGGUUUGUUAGAAUCAGUUGAUUGGCAGAUGAAGAAUUAAUACUUGUGGCGACAAAUAAUAAGGGAAAUUUGUUAAUCUAAGUUAACUCAUAUCGAAGAUCGAAAAUUUAACGCUUAUGGGUGUCUACGAAGUUAUGUUCUCUUAAAGUCUCUUCAAAUUCAGAUGUUAAAGACACAUGUCUAUAGAUAUAUCUGGAUAUAAAUGAGUCAACAACUUCUUGAUACUACUAUAAAAUCACGAAAACCUAAAAAUUCUGCAUUUUUCCAACAAAAACUACCAGCAUGGCAACCAAUGUUUACGGCAAAAAAAUCUGGCAUUAUGUUUAUUGUAUUUGGAGUAAUACUGCUACCAAUCGGUGUUGUAUUGCUAUUAACCUCAAAUAAUGUUAUUGAAUAUUAUGUCGAUUAUACAGAUUGUACUCAAACAGGUUCACAAGUCCUGUGCUCCAACGUGGCUGUUUCUGGAAAUUCAUGUGUUUGUUCUCAAGAAGUAUCGAUUAAAACAUUUAUUCCUGGACCUGUUUUUGUCUAUUAUAGUUUAAGUAAUUUUUAUCAAAAUCAUCGAAGAUAUGCACGAUCUAAAAAUGAUGACCAAUUGCUUGGUAGUUAUCAAGAUCCAAGUUCUUUAUCUUCUUGUGCGCCGUAUUCAUCAAUCGAUGGUAAAGCAAUACUUCCGUGUGGUGCAGUUGCAAAUAGUAUAUUUAAUGAUACUUUCACUAUAAAAUAUAUACGUGAGGAUAAAACAGAAGUUGCUGUUGAUACUUUAAAAACUGGUAUCGCUUGGCCAUCUGAUAUAGCGAAGAAAUAUGGUGUUCUGGAUAGUAGAGCUCUCAAUAAUACAGUGAAACCACCCAAUUGGCCUGUACCAAUCCAGCAGAGAUCGUCAAAGCCAUUUCCAACAGAUGAAGAUUUAAUUGUCUGGAUGAGAAUAGCUGCUUUACCAUUCUUCCGCAAAUUGUACGGUCGUGUAUCACACACAAGUGAUUUUACAGAUGGUAUGCCUCCAGGAACUUACGAAAUUACAAUUCGUUAUUCCUAUCCAGUUGUCUCAUUCAAUGGUCGAAAAGCAAUUAUUAUAGCUAAUACAAGCUGGUUAGGUGCAAAAAAUCCCAGUCUUGGAAUAGCUUGUCUCAUCACUGGUUGUAUACACCUGUGCAUUGGGAUAUUCUUCUUGGUGGGGCAUUUCUUUUGGACCAAACAGAAGGCACAACAUAGCCCACCAGUUCUGUCCUAAUCACCCAUAAGGACAAUAGACCACAAACAAAAAAACAAAUAAAAGCCACCAAUAACAUUACUCAUUAUCACUAUUAUUAUUAUUAACUAAAUACCACAUAUUGUUCACGGAAUAAUACAAACAAAUCAUCGAUUUUUUCCAGAGAUAAAUAGCAUUCCUGUUUUGUUUUCCUCUCUAACCCCGCCCCAACCCACCCACCUAAUCUAUCCUCACAACACUAAAGUAAAAUUCUCACUUGUAUGAAGGAGAAUCUCAUGUUAAAAUUAUGUUAUUUCCAGUAAUAAACAAGCAUAACUCCACUACCACCUCCAUUGAGUUGAACUCACUGUUUGCUGGUUUUUGCCUAUCCUAUCGUCUAUUCUCUCUCUCUCUCUCUCUCUCUCUCUCUAUAUAUAUAUAUAUAUCCACUGAUAUUACCUUAUCUAUCGUGCAUAUCAUUUAUUUUUAUUUAUAUUGGACUAUCCCUUCUUUUCUCUCUUGUAUUCUUGUUCUUAUUUUAUUUAAUCAAUAAAUAUUGAUUAAAACGCCAUGUGGUAUUUAAUGUUGAAUAUUGAGAUUGUAAAUAUAUGUAGACGACUUUAUUAUAUAGUGCGCCAAAUUUGUAUUCUCCUCAUUAUUGUUAUUAUUAUUUAUUAUGAUUUGAUAUUUAUGCAGACAAAUGCGCUUGUGUCCUACAGUGGCGUGAUUUUGGAAUUUUAAAGUAUUCCUACCACCACUACUACUAAUAUUACCAUUUUUUUAUUGAUAAUUUCAAAGUUUUUGGAAAUGAUUUCUGGUCAUUUGUCUUAUUUUAUUUUUGUUUUAUUCUAUUAAUUAUAAUUCAGUACGACUAA
Molecule: messenger RNA, 2128 nt
Organism: Trichobilharzia regenti
Lineage: Eukaryota; Metazoa; Platyhelminthes; Trematoda; Strigeidida; Schistosomatidae
Source: the annotation of a GenBank genome assembly